This is a messenger RNA of Coturnix japonica (Japanese quail), 5029 nucleotides long. It is a transcript of the gene ADRA1D, whose product is annotated as adrenoceptor alpha 1D. Gene Ontology annotation, molecular function: alpha1-adrenergic receptor activity. Gene Ontology annotation, biological process: cell-cell signaling; positive regulation of vasoconstriction; positive regulation of MAPK cascade. NCBI's taxonomy places the organism in Eukaryota, Metazoa, Chordata, Aves, Galliformes, Phasianidae. The record is from RefSeq and is a predicted model, not a curated record. Gene Ontology annotation, cellular component: plasma membrane.
CCUUCCCCUCCCUUCGCCCCUCCCGGAGCUCUAUCGACCGAGCGGGGAAAGCGAACAGAGAGAACCGAACGCUGCUCAGCCGCUGCCCCAGCGCAGCCCCGGAGUAUGAGAGGGCAGCGGGGGGGUCCCGUCCUCGCUGCCCCCCCCGGUGGGACGGCGGCGGGGCUGUCGCGGGGAGGGGGGCACCGCAAUCCGGCGUGAAGAAGGCUGGGAGAUCACUCCAUCACUACUCCGUCCCUCCAUCCCGGCUCGGGGGAGGCAGACCUUGCCCCAGUUUUUGGGGUGAGGUGCUGAGAGAGUCGUGGAGGGGGCUGCGAGGAUCAUGCCGGGGAAGCUGCGCCUCGGCAUCGAUUUCUCCUCGCCCUCCAUGGAGCCUGGACUUUUUUUACGAUGACUUUCCCUGAGCUGAGCAAUGGCAGCUUGAGUGGGAACAGGACGGGACAGGGCAGCCAGAGCGGUGCCAACCAGUCCUGGGGGCUGCAAGGUGAGGAGUCCCCCGAAGGAAACGGCACCACGCUGACAUUCGCCUUGGACGUGCAGGCGGUCGGCGUCGGGGUCUUCUUGGCUGUCUUCAUCCUCUCAGCCAUCGUGGGCAACAUCCUUGUCAUCCUGUCAGUGGCUUGCAACCGGCACCUGCAGACAGUCACCAACUACUUCAUCGUUAACCUGGCCAUCGCCGACCUGCUGCUCAGCACCACCGUGCUGCCCUUUUCAGCCACCUUGGAGGUGUUGGGUUUUUGGGUGUUUGGCCGCAUCUUCUGUAACAUCUGGGCAGCGGUGGAUGUGCUGUGCUGCUCUGCCUCCAUCAUGAGCUUGUGCAUCAUCUCUGUGGACAGGUAUAUCGGCGUCAAGUAUUCCCUCAAGUAUCCCACCAUCAUGACAGAGAGGAAGGCUGGGGUCAUCCUGGUGGUGGUCUGGCUCUCCUCCAUGGUCAUCUCCAUUGGGCCGCUGCUGGGGUGGAAGGAGCCACCGCCACCGGAUGAGAGCAUCUGUAGCAUCACCGAGGAGCCAGGCUAUGCCCUGUUCUCAUCCCUUUUCUCCUUCUACCUCCCCCUGACCAUCAUCCUGGUGAUGUACUGCCGGGUGUAUGUUGUGGCCAGGAGGACAACCCGGAGCUUGGAGGCGGGGGUCAAGAAGGAGAGGAAUAAAUCCAUGGAGGUGGUACUGCGCAUCCACUGCCGCAGCGUGCUGGAGGAGCCUCUCUCCAGCACCCGGAGCAAAGGGCACAACUUCAGGAGCUCCCUCUCCGUGCGGCUCCUCAAGUUCUCCCGUGAGAAAAAAGCAGCCAAGACUCUUGCCAUUGUUGUGGGCGUUUUCAUCCUCUGUUGGUUCCCCUUCUUCUUCGUCCUGCCUUUUGGUUCUUUCUUCCCAUCUCUGAAGCCCUCAGAAAUGGUCUUCAAGGUCAUCUUCUGGCUGGGAUACUUCAACAGCUGCGUGAACCCUAUCAUCUACCCCUGCUCCAGCAAGGAGUUCAAGAGAGCAUUCAUCAGGCUGCUCAAGUGCCAAUGCCACCGCAGAAGACGGCCCAUCUGGCGUGUCUACGACCACCACUGGCGAGGGGCCUCGGUGAACAGCUCUGUGCAGGACUCUGAGACAGACCUGAGGCCCAGGAUUAGCACCCUGAACAGCUCCUUCAUAUUUAACUCCUCCUUGCAGGAGAGAGCUAGCAAGAGGCGAACACUCAGCUUCAAGGGCUGGAAAAUGCUCACUCCUUUCCAGAAACCAGCAUCCACCCAGCUGAAAGAGAAGAUGAACAGUCUUUCUAACAAAAUCCGGGGAGGGUCCAGCAAAGGAGGAGUGACAGCCACCUACAAGACAGAGGUGGAGUCUGUCUCUAUUGGAAUCCCUCAUGACUUUAUGGAAACCAUUGACUAUCAAACCUAUGAUUUAACAGACUGCUGUGGUCUGAGAGAAACGGAUAUUUGAAGCCACUGGGACAAAGUGUUGAUGGUUUCUUUAGUGGUAUCUUGCAGAAACACAAAGGGGUACCAUCUGUGGGUCUGUCAGGCAGAUUGGAAGCAGCAAUCAGGUAUAAAAUGCAGUUGUCCAAAGGUUUUGGAAGUAUCCUCCAAGGAGACAUUAAUCCCUUCUAUGGGAUUAUGGGUUCCUCAAAUAAGAGAGGAUGUAAUAUCCCAUUGUAAUGAGCUGUGGCAAGAAGAGAAAGUGUGGGGUGCAUCUGGCCUUCAGAAAAGGUCUGUUUCCUCCAAUGAGAUGUUUAUCUUGUACUUUGGAGGAAGCUGUCCAAUUAAGGGAGAACAAGAUGUCUCCUUUGCCUUAAAAACACCACUACUGGAAGGACUGAACCCUGAAAGGUGCCAACUCUGCCUUAGUACACAUGAUAACAUUUCCAUCCAGAGGUGGCAUCCAGAAUGGAUGUUGUAAGCAGGAGGUGGCAGCUGAUCCUUUAGACAACAGGCUGGGAGCUUGCAGGGCCAUGGGGCUCAACUGGAUCUCUGGUCCAGGCCUUUGCCUCAGUGAGCAAACAGCAGUAUUCUCAAGCAGGGCUGGGAGAUCUCGUCCCUCAGCCAUCAUGUUUGCAGUGCCCAGAGCUUUGCCACCACCACAUCACCUAAUUUUAGGACAGAGGAACAGUCCAGAUGUAUACACUGCUCCAAUGGGCAUGCAGGUCUUUCUUCUCUAAUUCCAACCUGUGAUACAUUUCUCAUUCCACUUUCCAGAGGAAAAAUGUGCAGCCCACUUUGUUCCAGCUGCUGUGACACAGAGAAAGCAACUUCUUUUGAUGUCAGCCAUCCCUAGUCUUUUUCUUUCCCUUUCUUAUUCUCACUUGCUGUUUCUGUCAAACAGCACUGAGUAAAAAUGCAUCUUAGGUGCUUUGCUUGUGUUCACACUCAACCAGACCUGUGGCUCAGAAGAGAUGUGGGGGGCUUGCUUCCAUUACUCAUAGAGCCAGAACUUAAAUGGAGCUGGCAUGCAGUGGGAGCUCCCUCACAUGGAUGUAUCUUCUCUCCAGUCAGGAUCAUACUGCGACACAAGGAAACAGUCAAAUUGCACCAGGAAGAUAGAAAUUGGAAACUAGGAAGGAUUUCUUCAUGGAGAUGAUGGUCAAGCACUGGAACAGGCUCUCCAGGGAAGUGGUGGAGUCCACAUCCCUGGAGGUAUUUAAGAGAUGUAUGGAUAUGGCACUAAGGGACAUAGCUCAGUGAUGGGACUCAGCGAGUCAGGUUGAUGGCAGGACUCUGUGAUCACGAUUGUCUUUUCCAACCCACAUGAUUCAAUUACUUUAUACUCAUGACUCCUUUCCGAGGCAGCUUUCCUUGUUCCUGACGCAUUAAAGCCUUAGCAGCACUUACCCUUGGUUAGUAUGGACAAAAGCUGUGUUAAUAAGGGUAUGGGGUUUUAAUUUUUCCCUACUUACAGUCUCACAGUUUCCUCAGGGAGGCACCAUGGUCUCCACCCAGGAGCUCAGGGAGGAUGGAGUUGGAACAGAGUAGCCCAGCCCCAAGCUCACAGACCCUGAACUGAAGAGCUCAAAAAACCUUGCUUGGUCAUGUGUUCUAGGCAUUGUCAUUAUCAAGUUUCAGGCUGUCAAAGGAGACAAAGAGCUCUCAGGCAUGGCAUGGAGAAUGCAACUUCCUUCCUACUGUUCCUCUGCUUUAAAAGAAAUCUAAACCCAUGCUGAGAGACGGCACCCAGAGUAGACCCUAUCUCAGCACCCAUAGAACCUUUCUGCCCUUUACUCAAUGCAAUGGACUCUGAACUGGAUGACUUACUGCAGAUUUUGACCAAAUAUUUUCCUCCCAGCCGUUAACCUCAUCAAGACAAAUGGGCAGCACCGCACUUACACUGAACCCAAAUGCAUUACUGCCUGCCUGUGAAAGUCUAGUUGAGGGAAAGAUGGGCAUUUGUCAUUAGAUGCUUUCUGAUGCUCAGGAGCAGAUCUGCCACAGUGCUGCUGCACAGCCUCUGUCGGAAUCCAGCCAGACACCCAUAGCACUGAGUAAUGUGUUCAUCUGUGACCAUACUGACACACAUGCACUCUUUAUUACUUCUAUAUAUGUGAUACAUAGAGAAGGGAAAGCAAGACUAGUCUGAGGUCUUUCUGUCUCUCAAUCCCAGUUUUACAGGAUAAAGGCUUACAGGAUAGAAAAGGAAGAUUAAAUCUGUUUAAGCACUCAUAUGCAUACACAUAUGGAUUCACAUACAACAAUGCCCAUGCUCUGGCCCAUUUACUUUUCCCCACUGCAGCUGUGGGUUUUUAAUCAGGCCCCAGAAGAUACUCUACAAGGUGCUGUAGGAAAAAAUCUUGAGCUCCACUACUCCACAUUAAGAGAAAACACUAAUUUCUCAUCUAAAGCCCUCCUCUCUUUUAGGAUAUUGCAUCAGAAGCAUUCAUACUGGGACUGGAUUCUGUACACCUUCAUUUAGGGGAGACUGGGUCUGCCUGUGCUCCAGGGGAAGGACAAUGUUGUAUGAAAUGUGACCUAAGUAUUUAAGGUUGUGCAUUUCCCUCUGAUUUCAUUAAACUCCAAGCUUGGAAAAACAAGCUCAAACUUCAGGAGGUAAAUUUUAUCUGAUCCCAUUGAUUUUUGUAGACCAACAAGGGGUGUGACCAGCUGAAGAUAAAACCCCAUUUCUCCACAUUUUCCAAGCAAGCCAUUCCCAAAGCACUCAACCCUUGGUUAUCCAAUAGCAAUCACCUCAUUGCACUGGCUUUGUGCCACUGUUGCAUCAUCAGAGCUUGCUGCUUCAAUGAGUCAAGUGUUGAGUAGUGAAGACUCUCACGAGUCCCAUCUGAGGAAGAAAGAAUGUCCCUGUCAGCCUGAGCUGGACAGCAGUUGGGUUGCAUUACUAUUGUUUACAGUGUGUAUAUAAGUGUACAUUUUCUUUAGCAGACAUUGGAAUUUUUUAUGUAUAGAUUUUUAUUUUUCAUUCCCAGACGUAUUUAUUAGCCGGAGUAUUUCUGUUUUGUGAUUCAAGUAAUGUUGGAUUGAUGUAAGCUCUAUGAAACAGAAUGCACAUAUUUUUGUUUAUUUGUACCAAAUACAUGCACAAACCUGUCUAAAACAUG